AUGGGCGCCGCGGCCUUCGAGUUCGAGUACAAGAGGGACGCUUAUGGAUUCGCGGUGCGGCCACAGCAUGUGCAGCGUUUCCGCGAGUACGCCAAGAUUUACAAGGAAGAGGAGGAGGAGAGGGCGCACAGAUGGAGGGACUUCUUGGACAGGUUGGCUGAGUCAGCCAAUGUGCCCGCCACACCCAGCGUUUCACCAUAUGCAGCUGCCAGGGAUGGUGCUGCAGGAGCAGGACAGGCGCAAGAGAAUAACAACAUCGGAAUACAUUGUGUUGAUGAUGAACAAGAGGAGGGAGCUGAGAAUGCAAAAGAUAACAAUAAAUUGGAAAACCCGAAGGAAGCUGAUACCAGUGGUGAAUCACGAGAAGCAAAUGGUAAGUCAGAAGAUCUGAAAGAUGUAACUGACAACUUGGAUGAAGUGAAAGAGGAGACUAGUUGUAGCUCUACGGAAGCAAUCAAAGCCUUAGAGGGCUUGAUGGAAGCAAAUGGGGACAUUGAAGAAUUAAAAGAUUUGAAUGGAAGCUCAGAAGAAUUGAAAGGAGAGAGUAAUGGCAACUUGGACAAGCUGGUAGAGCUCUUCUUGGAUAAGGGGUUGUUGGAUGAACUGAAGCCCAUAAAAGUUGAGUCCCGGCGGCGGGUACGGGCAGCGCUUAGCAUCAUUGACAAAAUGAUGAGCUCUCGGGUAGUGAAGGGUGGUAAUGGUGCAAAUGAUACUCAUGGAAAGGAUGGAGCACAGCUUGCUUCUAUUGAAGAGGAAGGAAGGACUGCAGAAGUGAGUCAUGACGGAGAUCCAGCUGAGGUUGAUGAGUCUUGUGUUGCAGAGAAGGUUGAACUUGGACAGGAAACACCUGAUGAUUCUCUGGACUCUGCGACAUUCGAUGAAAAGGACCUCAUUGACCCAGUGGUCAACGAACAGAGAAGUGCACCGAGAAAAGUUACACAGCCUGAGAAGUGGAAAGGACAGAUAGAGAAGGCCAUGAACUUCUUUGCUGGGCUAUUUUUGCUUUUCAUGCCUGAAGAAAAUGCAUUUUGGGCUUUAGUAGGGGUUAUUGAUGAUUAUUUUUAUGGAUACUACACUGAAGAAAUGAUUGAAUCUCAGGUUGACCAACUCGUCCUUGAGGAGGUUGUACGAGAAAGGUUCCCUAAAUUGGCCAAACAUAUGGAUUUCUUGGGAGUUCAAGUGGGAUGGGUGACUGGACCAUGGUUUCUUUCAAUUUUCAUCAAUAUGCUUCCAUGGGAAAGUGUACUUCGCGUUUGGGAUGUCAUCCUUUUUGAAGGAAAUCGUACAAUGUUGUUCAGGACGACGCUUGCUUUGCUGGAUUUAUAUGGGCCUGCACUGGUGACCACAAAAGAUGCCGGAGAUGCAAUUACACUACUGCAGUCUCUUGCUGGAUCUACUUUUGACAGCAGCCAGCUUGUAUUGACAGCUUGUAUGGGCUUCCAAUCAGUUAGAGAAAUGGGAUUGAAAGAGUUAAGGAAAAAGCACAGGCCUGAAAUUUUAACUGCAAUGGAGGAAAGAUCAAAAAACCGUGGCUCCUGGAAAGAUAAGAAGGGGUUAGCAACCAAACUUUAUAGCUUUAAACAUGAUCCCUCAUUCGUGUGCUCACCAGUUAAGUCCAAGGAAGGGCUAGAUGGUUCAAAGGUGAAUGGAGAGAUUGGGCCAGCAAAUCUUGAGACCUAUCUUAGUACUAGUUCUAUACUGGAUAAUGAUUUGGAUCAGGGUGUUGAUCUUCAAGAUCAGGUGUCAUGGCUAAAGAUUGAACUAUGCAAGCUGCUUGAGGAGAAAAGAUCAGCUGAUCUCAGGGGUGAGGAAUUGGAAACUGCUUUGAUGGAGAUGGUCGAGCAUGACAACAGACGUGUGUUGAGUGCUAAGGUUGAGAAGCUGGAAGCAGAGGUAUAUGAACUGCGAAAAGCUUUUUCAGACAAGCAAGAGCAAGAGCAAGUAAUGCUUCAGAUCUUGUUAAGAAUGGAGCAAGAACAGAAAGUGGCAGAAGAUGCCCGCAUAGCCGCUGAGCGAGAUGCUGCUGAACAAAAACAUGCUGCUCACUUGCUCCAGGAGAAGUAUGAAGCAGCAAUGGCAUCACUUUCACAAAUGGAGAAAAAGAGCUGUAAUGGCAGAAACAAUGCUGGAAGCUACAAAGCAAUACCAGGCUGGGCAGUUCACCUCGCGGACCAUGUUCUUGGGAAGAUACAUCAAGAACCAAACCAAGAUGCACCUAACCGGAGAAUUGGCCUGCUUUCUAGGGGACUUGGAUGGCUUGACAAGAGCAAGGGAAGGCAGAAUUCCACUGAAACAUCUGGAGGCUAA
This is a messenger RNA of Miscanthus lutarioriparius, 2307 nucleotides long. The record is from the annotation of a GenBank genome assembly. NCBI's taxonomy places the organism in Eukaryota, Viridiplantae, Streptophyta, Magnoliopsida, Poales, Poaceae.